AUCAGAGAACGCAAUCGCUGUCUAAAACUCAUAAGCCUUACGACCAAAAUUCCCCGAUUUUCUCUCCGCUAUACCUUUCCCCUUGAGAAAUCCAGUAAACCCCAUUACUGUACCAUGAUUCUACCUUCACUCUUCUCUUCCUACUUCUUCUUCUUCUAGGAUUCUUCUUCUGGAGUUGCUCAGCAAUGCCAGUGGCCUACACAUUUCCAGUUCUCCGUUCUUCUUCUCUGCUUUGCGGAGUCUCUAAUCGCGGCACCAGCAUCAUCGUAGAUCGCCCGGAGGUUCAGAUCUCAGGUUUUGUCGUCGUGCGUUCUGAAUUCGGAGAUUCCUGCGGUCUUAGCUGCUCUUUCCGGCGGUUUCAGCGGGAAGGACGGAGGUUGAAUGCUGCUGGUGGUGGUACACAUGUCGUCGAUAAUGCGCCGUCUCGUACUUCUUCACUCGCUGCCUCUAGCUCUACAAUCGAAAUCCCGGUUACGUGUUACCAGCUUAUCGGAGUUUCUGAUCAAGCUGAGAAAGACGAGGUUGUUAAGUCAGUGAUAAAUUUGAAAAAAGCGGACGCUGAAGAGGGUUAUACAAUGGAAGCUGCUAUAGCUCGCCAGGAUCUUCUCAUGGAUGUUAGAGAUAAACUUCUCUUUGAACCAGAAUAUGCUGGUAACAUAAAAGAAAAAACUGCUCCUAAAUCUCCUCUCAGAAUCCCAUGGUCAUGGUUGCCUGGUGCUCUAUGCCUUCUUCAAGAGGUUGGACAAGACAAGCUCGUGCUGGAUAUUGGUCGUGCUGCUCUCAGACACCUUGAUUCGAAGUCAUAUAUUCAUGAUAUAUUUUUAUCAAUGGCACUAGCUGAGUGUGCAAUCGCCAAGGCUGCUUUCGAAGCUAAUAAGGUCUCUCAAGGAUUUGAAGCUCUUGCUCGUGCCCAAUGUUUUCUGAAGAGUAAAGUUACUCUUGCAAAACUUGCAUUGUUAACUCAGAUUGAAGAGUCAUUAGAGGAGCUUGCACCACCAUGCACAUUGGAUCUACUGGCCCUGCCUUGCUUGCCAGAAAAUGCAGAGAGGAGACGAGGUGCAAUUGCUGCGCUACGUGAGCUUCUCAGACAAGGCCUCGAUGUUGAAGCUUCGUGUCAAAUUCAAGACUGGCCAUGCUUUCUGAGCCAGGCAAUUAGCAGGCUAUUGGCCACAGAGAUUGUUGAUCUUCUUCCAUGGGAUAACUUGGCCAUUACACGGAAAAAUAAAAAAUCACUCGAAUCCCACAAUCAACGAGUGGUAAUUGAUUUUAAUUGUUUCUACAUGGUGGUGAUUGCUCAUAUCGCUGUUGGAUUUUCAAGCAAGCAAAAUGAUGUGAUUAAUAAAGCAAAAACUAUAUGCGAAUGUCUCAUAGCAUCAGACGGUGUUGAUCUAAAAUUUGAGGAAGCUUUUUGCUCAUUUCUUCUAAAACAGGGUUCCGAAGCAGAGGCCCUAGAAAAACUUAAGCAGCUGGAAUCAAAUUCAGACUCUGCCGUUCGUAAUUCGAUCCUGGGGAAAGAGUCGAGGAAUACUUCUGCUACUCCAUCACUGGAAGCAUGGCUAACGGAGUCUGUGCUUGCUAUCUUUCCGGACACAAGGGGUUGUUCUCCAUCUUUGACCAACUUUUUACGGGCUGAAAAGAAAUAUUCAGAGAACAAGAAAAUGGGGUCACCUCCAAUAAUUAAUCACAAGACGAACCAAAGACCACUUUCCACUAUGCAGUUCGCUAACUCGUCACAACAUCUCUGUACAGCUGUCGAGCAGUUGGCAGCAACAGAUUUGCAGAGCCCAGUGGCAUCAGCAAAGACUAUUGAUGAAAGCGGUUCCAGUAGGCCAUCGGUUCAACUGAAAAGGAACCUUGGUUUACAACAAAAUAAAAUAUGGAAUGGUUGGCUCUCUCAGAGCAGUUUGAUCAAAAGGGUAUCUGUUGUUGCUAUCUUGGGUUGCACCGUGUUCUUCUCUCUAAAGCUAACAGGCAUUAGGUCUGGUAGAUUACAGAGUCUGCCUACAUGGGUUUAUGCAAAACCGCGCUUGGAAUCAGAUUCUGGGAAUUUCAGAAGAAACCUUGCUUCUGUGAAUAGAAAUGGUGUCGUGGGCAACAUCAAAACACUAAUGGGCAUGUUUAAGAUACAUCCGGAUGCCUUGUAUCUAAAAAGCUCGGGUCAAUCAGCUACAUUGUCUCAUCCCACGUCAGAAGUGCACAAGAGACCAAUGCUUACAGAAGACGCGGAAGAGCUCGUGAGACAGUGGGAAAAUAUUAAGGCUGAAGCUCUUGGACCUACCCAUCAAGUUUAUAGCCUUCCUGAAGUCCUUGAUGAAUCCAUGCUUGUCCAGUGGCGAACGUUGGCACAAACAGCAAAAGCUAAAUCCUGUUAUUGGAGAUUCGUUUUGCUUCAUCUUGAGAUUUUGCAAGCACACAUAUUCCCAGAUGGAAUUGCUGGUGAGAUUGCAGAAAUAGAGGCCCUUCUAGAGGAAGCAGCAGAAUUAGUUGAUGAAUCUCAGCCCAAAAACGCAAAAUAUUACAGCACUUACAAAAUCCGCUAUACUCUGAAGAGGCAAGAUGAUGGAUCGUGGAAAUUCUGCCAAAGCGAUAUUCAAAUACAGAAAUGACGAUCUCUCCCUUAAAGAAGCACAUCAAUUCGCUAAAUGAUAGAUAUUUUCAUCUAACUAAAGUUGUAGCAUCAACUAUAGAACAUCGGAUCAUUUAGCUUUAGUUCUGGUUUUAGCUAACGGUGUAGGAAAGUCUUAAGAUUUUGUUUCUUUAAUUCCUUGUAAUUCGAAGGACUUGUCUCUGUAGAUUCUUUUGAUUUGAUAUGAUUUGUUUGUGGAUAGACACCCUUUUGAGUUUUCUAAUGUAAAGCGUUACCGCU
This is a messenger RNA of Eutrema salsugineum, 2866 nucleotides long. Its product is annotated as plastid division protein CDP1, chloroplastic. The record is from RefSeq and is a predicted model, not a curated record. Lineage: Eukaryota; Viridiplantae; Streptophyta; Magnoliopsida; Brassicales; Brassicaceae. The transcript is spliced from 12 exons. Gene Ontology annotation, cellular component: chloroplast inner membrane. Gene Ontology annotation, biological process: chloroplast fission. Bases 186 to 2606 code for a protein of 806 amino acids.